UGCACGAGGAAGCGACAGACAAAAACAAGAGACAGCAGUGCCAUUACGGGAUUAAAAACACAAUUACGGAUGUUGUGGGUGGCUCACAAGAAAAAUGUCAACUAAGGAGGGAGGAGUCGGAAAAAAUGGUCAACCUGUAGCCAUGUCGCCUGAAAGAAUGGCCACUGACAAAGGCAGAGAGAACCAGAACCAGCGUGAAGUCGAGGCAACGGGAAGCACCGCAGACACCAGCACAACAGCCAAAAACUUGGCUCUGCUUAAAGCACACUCUCUGGAUGUGAAGUUCGACGUCGGAGAGGAGUAUGAUGUCAUAGAAACCAUCGGCACAGGCGCCUACGGUGUCGUUUCGUCUGCCAGGAGAAGGGACAAUGGCCAGCAGGUGGCGAUAAAGAAGAUCUCCAAUGCUUUUGAGGUGGUGACAAAUGCUAAACGCACGCUACGAGAGCUCAAGAUUCUCAAGCACUUCAAACAUGACAACAUUAUCGCCAUCAAAGACAUCCUGCAGCCCAACCUUCCUCACUCUGCCUUCAAGUCUGUGUACGUGGUGCUGGACCUCAUGGAGAGUGACUUGCACCAGAUCAUACACUCUUCCCAGACGCUCACCUCGGAGCACACGCGCUACUUUCUGUACCAGCUCCUCCGUGGACUCAAGUACGUGCACUCUGCUAACGUAAUCCACCGCGACCUCAAACCCUCCAACCUGUUGGUGAACGAGAACUGUGAGCUCAAGAUCGGUGACUUCGGCAUGGCAAGGGGUCUAAGUUUACACCCCGAGCAGUCCCAUUCCUUCAUGACUGAAUAUGUGGCAACUCGGUGGUACCGUGCUCCCGAACUCCUGCUGUCGCUCAAUCAUUAUAGCUUGGGCAUUGACUUGUGGUCUGUGGGCUGCAUCUUUGCUGAGAUGUUGGGGCGUAAGCAGCUUUUUCCUGGGAAGCACUACGUCCACCAGCUCACGCUCAUUCUGGGUGUGUUAGGCACUCCUCCCGAGGGGUUGAUUAGUACCAUUAGGGCGGACCGAGUACGCUCCUAUGUUCAGAGUCUUCCAUCGCGGGCUGCUGUGCCUUUUGCCAAACUGUACCCGCAAGCGGAACCAGAGGCUCUGGACCUGCUGGUUGCCAUGUUGUGCUUUGACCCUCGUGAAAGAAUCUGUGUGACGCAAGCGCUGGAGCAUCCGUACCUGUCGAAGUACCACGACCAAGACGAUGAGCCAAUCUGCGUGCCAGCUUUUGACUUUGAAUUUGACAAGCUCCCAAUGAACAAGGAACAAAUUAAAGAGGCGAUUUUGAUGGAGAUCCAGGACUUCCAUCAAAACAAACAGGGCUGUCGUCAAAGGCUGCGGUUCAGGCCGCUGGCGAGGGCGAACGGCAGAGCUGUGGCACAAAGCGGUAACCAGUGCAAUGCGCAGCCCUCGACCAUUAACUUUAGUAAAUCAACACUGGUUCCUAUGGCACAACACCCACAAGCAGCACAGAUACAGCAAAUGAGAGACGUGAAGUCUCAACAGCAACAAGAUCACACACCAGCAGAAGGGAACCACACGUUCACAAAUCAGAUGCAAAACUUCAACAAGCCGGCGUCCCUUUUAAAAGGCGCCCCGCCUCAUGUGACCCAUGAUUUGCCUCUUCUUUCUAAGAGCGAAAGCGGCCCAGUUGAUGUGGACAUGCCCAGCGCCAACUCAGACAGCGGUCAGCCAGAGACUAUAGAUUUAACAACACCGGUGUCGAGUCAGGAUGCUCCGUUGGAGGCGAUGCGAGACGGUGAGGUACAGGAGCAGCUAACCGGAGGUCAGGCUCCUCUGAGACAGCCGAGCCAGGCCUUGACCCAGGCUCCCACCUCUGUUCCUGCAACACCAGCACAGACCAUGACACCCCAACCCACCACUAUGCCUUCCCUUUGUCUCUCUGUGGCACAGGCCCAGUCGCUGUCUCAGUCCCUUUCACAGUCACUGUCCAAGAAUGCCAGGCUGCCUCCAGGUGCCGGAGAGGGAACUAGGAAAGAAGGAGCUAUUUCAGAGGAUACCAAAGCUGCACUUAAAGCAGCUUUAUUGAAAUCAGCUCUUAGAAAUAAAGCCAGGGGUGAUGGAGGAUCUUCUGCUCUGGGCAUUGAGGCCGGUGCAGGAGGAGGUGUAUCGUCCUCCCUGUCUUCUGUUCCAGAUUUGCGUCGGCCUGUCACAGCACAGGAGCGUCAACGAGAACGAGAGGAGAAAAGAAGGAAGAGGCAGGAACGAGCAAGGGAGAGGGAGAAGAAGAUGAAGGAAAAGGAAAGAAGAGAGGGCAGACAGGGGGACUCGCUGGGCGGGGUUCUGCUGAGCGACGACGACAAAAGCCUUUUGCAACGUUGGACAAAGAUGAUGGACAGUCGAAAUGAGAGAACUCCGACUCCUGAUAACGACGGAGCAACGAAUACGGAUUGUAAUGUGAACUCGCAUCGCGGUGUAGCCGUCAGUGAUAACGCUCAAGGAGCACUGAACAAUAAAACGGGCAAGGAGGCCAGGUCUCAUGAACAGUUAAUCUCUCAGGUUAAACCUAACCAGCAGGGCGUGUUUCAGCCUCCCAGUACCCAGCAACCAUCACUGCUUUUCUCCAUGAGCCAGAGGAAACCUCCAGUGGAUAUAGUUGUUGCUGUGAGCGGAGGGAUGGACGUAAUGACCGUCACUAGUGGCUUUGUCAAGAACAACACGCUCAAACCUCACAGCGAGAGCAACGGACAGAGCGGUUUCAACUGUUUGGGGAGCUGGAACGGGCAUCAGUUAGAGACGAGACCACCACAACCACAACCACCACCCAACAGGAAGCCGCAGCCUGUACCGCCGAGCUUUCUUCAGCCCCAGCUCCAACCUCAAAGUCAAACGCAGCCGGACCCUCGACCGCAAUCGCAACUGCUUCCUCUGCAGAGUUUCUUGACUAAAGCUCCAACGUUAACCACCAGAGAGACCAAUGGGAAUAUCGGAUGCCAAAACAACCCCCAUCAUAACCCCGCGACUGCACCCGCUUGUCCGAUGGAGAAGCUGUGUCCCUCAGUCGGAGAGAAAUCUGGGCCACAGACCGCCGCACACCCUCUCUGUGGGGCUUUAGGGGUCCCCUCGCAGCCUCAUCCCAGUUUAGGAUUCACAGAUACCGGACAGCAAGGGCCCCCCAUUGCCCCCGACAUCCAUACAGUAACACUGCAGCUCUCAAAGUCCCAGGUAGAGGACGUUUUGCCCCCGGUGUUCUCGGUCACCCCUAAAGGCAGUGGGGCCGGGUAUGGCGUGGGCUUUGACUUGGAUGACCUUCUCAACCAGUCUCUCACAGACCUGCAGCACUGUGACAGUUACGACUCGGCCCCCCUCUCGGCUUCCCUGUUAUCUGAUUGGAGCGAGGUUCACCGCAUGACUCCAGCUGAUCUGGAAUCCCUGCAGCAGGAGCUGCAACUCGGCUCUCCCAUGAUCCUCUCUGAUAACAUUCCCCCCGAUGCCUGACCUUCCCUGCCUGGAAUUUAAAGACAGCUCUUGGAUUUGUGUAAAUCUUAGAUUUUUAGUAUUAAAACCUUGAGUGAAGCUCAAAUUAAUAUAAAAGCUAGCUUUUUUUUUUUUUUUUAAAAUGGGCAUUACCAAGCCAUCUUUUUUUACCAUUAUGACUCUUUAUAAUAAAGAAAAAUGUCAUCACCCGUCUCUGCCUCUGGAUAUUUUAUGAACAAUAAAAGGAGCAAUUUAAACAAAGAUCAAGUUGGUUCUCUGUGAGAAAGGACAUUAAGAUUACUUUAAUUCAUUUAAAACAAACAUUUGAAUAACAAAAAGCUGAAAUAAUUGACAUUACAGAAAGGUGUCCUGAAAAUUAGGUAAUAUUUGUUCCAAAAAACAGGUUUGUUAUUGACCAAAGGCAACCGCUUCAGUACUUAUAAGUGGGUGUGCUAGAGGCGGAUAUAAAAGAUUACCCCAUAAAAGAUUACCCCUUAAAGAACACAAAUGAAUCUUUGAUCCAUGAACAUGAUUCUGGUAAAACAUUUCCAAACUCGGCUAUCACAAGUUGAACAGAGCACUGACCUGAUUUUAAGAAUCAAAUUAACAAUUUAUUUCAAAUACAGAACACAUCACUUAUGAUUAUAAUGCAAAGUUACAGUUCUAAAAAUGAAGAUUAUAUUACAG
Messenger RNA from Anarrhichthys ocellatus (wolf-eel), 4123 nucleotides. It is a transcript of the gene mapk7, whose product is annotated as mitogen-activated protein kinase 7. Gene Ontology annotation, molecular function: MAP kinase activity; ATP binding. The record is from RefSeq and is a predicted model, not a curated record. Bases 95 to 3457 code for a protein of 1120 amino acids. Gene Ontology annotation, biological process: protein phosphorylation. The transcript has 7 exons. NCBI's taxonomy places the organism in Eukaryota, Metazoa, Chordata, Actinopteri, Perciformes, Anarhichadidae.